Molecule: messenger RNA, 1831 nt
Organism: Verruconis gallopava
Lineage: Eukaryota; Fungi; Ascomycota; Dothideomycetes; Venturiales; Sympoventuriaceae
Product: tryptophan-tRNA ligase
Exons: 7
Coding region: 162-1523 (453 amino acids)
Biological process (GO): tryptophanyl-tRNA aminoacylation
Cellular component (GO): cytoplasm
Molecular function (GO): ATP binding; tryptophan-tRNA ligase activity
Source: RefSeq, a predicted model, not a curated record
CGCAACACACGACAGUUUAUUGAGCUCAGCCUCGAGCGCCCUCUUCUCCUCCGGACCAAACUUAGCGACAAGAAAGGCUGUUAUUUACUGUUUUUUUUUUCGUUCUCUAGUCUCAUAACAGUUGAGCUCCGUCCUCUUUGGCCGCCCGCACAACCGUAAACAUGGUUGAAGAAUCAACUCUACCCAUUCGUGAGAAACCUGCGGAAGAGGGUGCCUCGAAGCCGGUAGCUACAGAGCAGCACAUAGACCCAUGGGAUGUGCAGGCAGCCACGGACGAGGCAGGAAACGUGCUUGCAUUCGACUACCCGGCAAUAUCGAGGAAAUGGGCGACAAAAUUAAUUGACCAACCACUCCUGGAACGAUUCGAGCGACUCACAGGUCAUAAACCACAUCGCUGGUUGCGAAGAGGACUCUUCUUUUCACAUCGCGAUUUCGAUCUCAUCCUUAACAAGUACGAAUAUGGCGAGCCUUUUUUCUUGUAUACAGGCAGAGGCCCAAGCAGCGGCUCCCUGCACUUGGGACACACGAUACCAUUCCAGUUCACAAAAUGGCUCCAGGACGUCUUUGAUGUUCCCCUAGUUAUUAUGUUAACGGAUGACGAAAAGGCGCUUUUCAAGGACAAGCUUACUUUUGAAGAGACUCAUAAGUACGCUCUUGAGAAUGCCAAGGAUAUCAUAGCUUGCGGUUUCGACCAGAAGAAGACAUUCAUUUACAGCGAUCUCGAAUACAACAGCGGACAUAUGCUGAUGAAUAUGUGGGAAUUCGCGAAGCUUGUCACGUUCAACCAAGUUAGGGGUGCGUUCGGCUUCAACGAGUCAACAAACAUUGGCAGGAUCGUAUUCCCGGCUCUACAGUGCGUUGCGGCUUUCGCGACGAGUUAUCCAGAGAUCUGGGGCCAUGACAAGACCAAAGAUCGGACAAAGGCUAUGGGCAAGAUUCCUUGCUUGAUUCCUUGUGCUAUUGAUCAAGAUCCUUACUUCCGUCUAGUCAGAGACAACUGCCAUAGGAUGAAGAAUCCGUCACCCAAGCCAGCACUUAUUCAUUCAAAAUUCCUUACGGCUCUUCAGGGUGCUGGCGGCAAGAUGUCUGCAAGCGACCCUAAUAGUGCAAUCUUCAUGACCGACACGCCUAAGCAGAUACAGAAAAAGAUGGGAGGUGCAUUUUCGGGCGGUCGAGAAACCGUGGAAGAGCAUAGAAAAUACGGUGGAAACCCGGAUGUGGACGUGGCGUUCCAGUAUUUGACCUACUUUGAGGAAUCGGACGAGAAGAUUGCCGAGGUGGAGGCUGCAUAUCGCAAGGGUGACUUGUUGACCGGGGAGCUGAAGAAGAUGGCGAUUGAGCUUUUACAGAAAUAUGUGAAAGAAUUCCAGGAGAACCGCAAAGCCGUCACGGACGAGGUGCUGAAGAGCUACAUGACGCCACGAAAACUGGAGUGGAAGGGCAAUCCAAACCCAGCGGCGAAACCAGAAAAACCAAAAGGAGGAGCGGAAAAGAAGAAAGCAGACGCUAACGGUGCAGCCUGAUAGGCGCUUUACGUUUGAUUCAUGAGAUCGACUGCAGUCUACUAGUCCUAUCGCAAGCAUAUGAGAAGAGAUUUGUCAUGUUUGAUAGAGGGCUCGUAUUGCGUGCAAUUGCAAGCUGCCAUCCGAUGGCCUUUGAUAGCGCCAUGCAUGUGAUGUGAGGCUUUGCACGCGCUAGACAUAAGAUGAAUGUAGACGACAAAAGUCAAUAGCAACAAAGCUUUAGUACAUGACAAGUAGACUGUUGCAAACAGGGACUGUCUGUGUUGACACCCGAUGCGCUGUCAAUCAAGUAUCGUCUUGAAUCGUGG